Molecule: messenger RNA, 1209 nt
Organism: Trypanosoma conorhini
Lineage: Eukaryota; Euglenozoa; Kinetoplastea; Trypanosomatida; Trypanosomatidae
Exons: 1
Coding region: 1-1209 (402 amino acids)
Source: RefSeq, a predicted model, not a curated record
AUGCUGCGCCUUCUAGUUGCUUGCGGCAGGAGCGCGGCGGACGGCGGCCGCGACGAAUUCCACACGCUGCAGCUGCUGAACCGCCUGCUUGGCGAAGAGGCGGGGCCCGCCUCGCACGGGGACGCAGCAGCGUCCUCCGCCGCUGUCGCACCGGCGGAGGACGCAUCCCCCGCGACGCCCCGCAGCCCGCCUCGCGAGGCGCGGGAUUCGUUGGCCCUCGGCGCGGACGACGCGCCGACAACUGUGUCCACGGCGCUUGUUGCUGGGCGCCCGCAGUUGAGCGCCCCACUCCCGCGGGGCGGCGCCGGGCCCGUCUCUGAUUCUGCCUCCACCCUUGAGGGCGCGACGCACCUGCGCCUCGGUGCGCCAAACAGCACGGUGAAAAACGACAUGGACCCGCCCCAGUUGGAGCACACGAUCGCGUUUUCCUCGAGGGCAAGCUCGCUCCUUUGCGGCGGCCGGGACCCAAAGAUGAAGCUGGAAUGGUCCUCCUCCAUUUCACGGCUGCCGCCUGCGGUGCUUGCAACGGGACCACAAGACACCGCACCUGCGGAGCCGCAACGCGUGAAUUCGCCGCCGCGUUCUGCUGGGCUAGCGUCAGUCACCGGUGCUGCAGGGCUGGGUGCGAGAGCAUCUUACGCCAGGCGUUUUUUGGAACGGCUGUACUUUCGUGAUCCUGUCGUCGUUGGAACCGCCGGCGGCCUCCCGCCGCGCGCCCCGACGACGCGCCAGAAGCGGACAAAUCCCAUCUUUGAGCGCUGCUAUUACGAUGCCUCAGGCCUUCUGUUCACACCCAUCGUCUUCGAUGGGGCGCCACCUGUACGCCGCGUGGAGAGCGAGCGAAGCCGGAGUGCCUUGUCUGGUUCAGACUUGCGCCUUGAACGCGGCGGCGGCGGCGGCGGCGGAUCCGGCAAGAACGGCGGUAGACCAUCUUCACAGCACGUUAGCUCCCCGGUACGACCCCGCGUCACCUCGUCCCUUUAUCGGAGUAGGACGGGGUGUGCGCAUGACCUACGCCGGUCCGUGAGACGCCAGGUGCAGCGUCCGGCGCAGGAUAAGCUGCAGCAGGAGGAUGCGACAGCUGGGUUGUGUAUCGAGGGCCAAGCGCUGAGGUUCUCCUCGCGAUGCCCUUCUUCUGCUCUCGUACGACAUCUUCGGCGUGAUAAAAAAUGCCCUGUGGGUGGAGUAGGGGAGAAUCAGUGGCUAUAG